AUGUCGAAUUCACAACCCCCAGAGGAGCCGUCACCCUCCUCGUCGACCACCGACGAUACACCAAUCAAAGGCAAUGACUUCCUCCCCUCCACCACCUUCCUCAACCGCUUCAAAAACUUCUACCGUAUGGCCACAGGCACCAUGUCCGCGCCCGGCGCUGCCGCCUACUGGGCGGACGCCGACACCCGCUACUCGGCCAGCGACUGCAAACGCUGCGAAAAAUACCGCGACCACCUCCUCGCAUUCUCCCCCAUCGUGCGCUACAUGUCCGACAACAUCCGCAGCCUAGGCGGCGAUCUCAACAAGAGCAAUAUCCGGUGUCGAACCUGCAAGACGGGAAUGCUAGGCGGCUUCGACCACCGCUACGGGAUCAUCCUAUGUGCGAACUUCGUAGACAAGCGGAAUAUGAUGGAGGAUGUCCUAGCGCACGAGAUGGUGCACGCGUAUGAUCACCUGCGGUUCCAGACUAAACUGGACCAUGAGAGCUCAUUAAAGGAGACGGCUUGUUCGGAGAUCCGCGCGAGUAAUCUGAGUGGAGAGUGUAGAUGGGCGAACGAGUUCUUUCGAAAUAAGAUCAUGGCGUUUACGACGCACCAUCAGGAUUGUGUUAAGCGGAGGGCGGUGCAUUCGGUCAAGAUGCGGCCGAAUUGUCCGGAUGAGGCGACGGCGGUGAGGGUGGUGGAUGAGGUUUGGGGGAGCUGUUUUCGGGAUACGAGGCCGUUUGAUGAGAUCUAUCGGUGA
This is a messenger RNA of Cyphellophora attinorum, 741 nucleotides long. Its product is annotated as Mitochondrial inner membrane protease atp23. The record is from RefSeq and is a predicted model, not a curated record. Bases 1 to 741 code for a protein of 246 amino acids. Gene Ontology annotation, molecular function: metalloendopeptidase activity. Gene Ontology annotation, cellular component: extrinsic component of mitochondrial inner membrane. The transcript has a single exon. NCBI's taxonomy places the organism in Eukaryota, Fungi, Ascomycota, Eurotiomycetes, Chaetothyriales, Cyphellophoraceae. Gene Ontology annotation, biological process: mitochondrial proton-transporting ATP synthase complex assembly; mitochondrial protein processing.